Staurois parvus is the source of this 504-nucleotide messenger RNA. The record is from the annotation of a GenBank genome assembly. NCBI's taxonomy places the organism in Eukaryota, Metazoa, Chordata, Amphibia, Anura, Ranidae.
UUGAUAGAGGAUUGCCUCUCACCACUGCCAAAUUCUCCUUCUAAGAAAGGCUGUACUGCUAAACGGAAGCAAUACUAUAUAAAUCGUGCCAUCCGCAACUCUGAACUGACUCCAAAGGCCAAAGGGAGGAAGAGUCUACGCCGCCUAGAAAACAAUCGCUAUUUGAUGACUUUGCUGGAGAAGGAUGAAUGUGUGAUGGAAGAAGGUGAACCCUGCCCUUGUUCUCCCCCUAGCAUAUUUACCGAGGCCUGUAAUAAUGAGACAUACAUUGAGAUAUGGAAUGAGUUUAUGAACCGCUCUGGGGAAGAGCAAGAGAAGGUUCUUCUGUACUUGGAGCAGAAAGUGAGGAGACCUAGGGAAAGAAUUAAUAAAGGAAAGGAUAAGAGGACAGAGCAUCCUGCUUACACGCCUGAGGAAUGUUACCAGAGGAUUAACCGUAGUCUGCGUUGUACCCUUAAAAGACGUCAAAUUCCAAUGGUUAAGUACUGUUUAUUUACAUACUAA